UUUGUUAGAUACGCCACUAUGCACGCGCUUCAUCCUCGUCGAUGACAAACAAGAAACUACGCAGAAGCUGCUUCUCUUGUUCACGACGUCUCCUCCGAUUCCCCCUUUUUCGUCUUAUUCUUCCUUCUUCUGUAAGCAGUUUCUGAUCCUAUGCAACCCACCUCUCGCUUUACAAAGUAUUCUCGUCUGUAUUUUUUUUUCUUUUUAUUUUUUUCCUUUUAUUUUUUUUAUUUUUUUCUAUUUGGGUUGUGAAUAUAUUCGAAUUUUGGUCAUUACGUCUUCGUCCUUGACUCUGGUUUAGAAAAUAGGGGUCUGGUUUGCGGGAAUUUGAAGCCUCCUGGACCUUCCGUUUUCUCUCAAAUCAGGCUUUUGAUUUCUGGGUAUUAUGGAACAGUGGGUGUCAGGGUGUUAAUUUGGUGGGAAGUUAGGGUUAGAGGGAGCGGAAAAUGACAGAGUCUAGAGGCGCUUACCGCACUAGACAUUCUCGAUUUCGUGGAGCUUUUAAUGGAAUUUGUGCUUUGGUUAUGUUUCUGUUCUUGUUCUUUAACCGGAGCGAUUUUCUGGCAAAAUCGUUCGUGGUGAAUUCGCCUUCGGUUCUUCAUCCUCAGUGGAGAUUGAGAGGCGGUUUCUACAGUAAUGGGGUUGAGGUGAUUCGCCGGAGAACUGCCCAAGAAAAUGUUAGUUCGUCGGAUUUUGAUACCACUCUCGGUGAUGAUGACGACGAAGAAGACGGGGUGUUCCAAGGCAAUUUGACGGUGAAAAAUCCAAAAUUCUGUGAAGAGUUGUUAGAACACAAGGGUUACCGGAGCCGGUGUGAGUACUUGAUUGCCCAUCCUGGCUGUAACUCCGGCGGAAUUUUCAAUUACAUUAUGUUCUUCUACUGUAACUGCGAGUCAAUCAGCUUUUUGGGGUAUUUGCUAUUGGGAAUUUGGCUCGUGACUCUGUUCUAUAUGCUGGGCAACACUGCAGCAGACUACUUCUGUUGCUCUUUAGAGAAGCUUUCAAGUCUCCUGAAGCUUCCGCCCACUGUUGCAGGGGUUACUCUCCUCCCACUGGGGAAUGGGGCCCCCGAUGUGUUUGCCAGCAUUGCUGCUUUCAUGGGGAAAAAUUCAGGUGAAGUGGGGCUCAACAGUGUGUUGGGUGGAGCGGUCUUUGUUACCUGCAUUGUUGUGGGGGCUGUUUCUCUUGGGGUUGCAGAUAAGAGGGUUCAGAUAGAUAAGAAAUGCUUUGUCAGAGAUAUGUGCUUUUUUCUAUUCACUCUCUUGUCUCUUGGUAUUGUUUUGCUUGUUGGUGAGGUGAGUGUUGGAGGGGCAAUUGCCUUUGUUUCAAUCUAUAUUGUAUAUGUUUUCUUUGUUGCUGCAAAUGAGAUUUUGAGGAAACAUGCCAGGAGCUUGAGGUUGGAUGCUGUAACCCCAUUGCUUCCGGUCACAGCAUUUAUUUUCUCCCAUGGAAACGAGGAGAAUGAUUCAGUUUACACCUCAUUGCUCGAGUCUGACUCUGAAAAUGAUGUGCCGCAUCUCCAAACCAAGCUGCCCCAGUGGAUGUGGGCUUCCCAUAUGGCAAUUUACUCGAACCAAUCUCUGAAGUCUGGUGUAGAAGAGAAUUCAAAGCCUGUCUGGGGUUGGAACGAUGGGGACACGAUGAACAACAACCCAUACUUCUCUUGCUCUAGAUUAUGCUCAUUUCUAGAGAUGCCAUUGAUCCUGCCACGGCGACUGACAAUCCCUAUAGUUGAAGAGGAGCGGUGGUCGAAGGGGUAUGCUGUGGCCAGUGUCACAUUGGCCCCCAUUCUUCUUGCAUUUCUAUGGAACACCCAAGAUAGCCCAUCUGUUUUGAGUGGAGGAAUCACAUAUCUUAUUGGUGUUGCACUUGGCGGUACCCUUGGAAUUCUUGCAUACCUUUACACUGUUUCUGAGGAGCCGCCUCGCAACUUCCUACUUCCAUGGGUUUUUGGAGGGUUUUUUAUGAGCAUAGUCUGGUUCUACAUUGUUGCAAAUGAGCUUGUAGCUCUGCUGGUGGCAUUGGGUGUGAUAUUUGGAAUCAACCCAUCAAUCCUCGCGAUAACUGUACUGGCAUGGGGUAACUCAAUGGGUGAUUUAAUGUCCAAUAUUGCUUUGGCAAUGAAUGGGGGAGAUGGAGUGCAGAUUGCCAUGUCAGGAUGCUAUGCUGGUCCUAUGUUCAACACACUUGCUGGCUUGGGGAUCUCAAUGCUGCUUGGAGCCUGGUCUAGCAGGCCUGCCUCAUACAUAAUUCCUCGAGAUGGCACCUUGUUCUACACAAUGGGGUUUCUUGUAUCAGGGCUUAUCUGGUCACUCAUUGUGUUGCCGCGAAGCGAUAUGCGACCUACCAAAACAUUAGGAUUUGGCUUAGUUACCAUCUAUUUGAUAUUCCUCCUAGUCAGGGUAUUCACCUCUAUGGGUGUCAUGUCAUUUGAUGGUAUUAGUUGAUGAACCGAAAAACUAGUGAAGUUUGAUGAUAAAGGCAGGGAGCUGGAGCAGUGGGAACUGGGAAGCAUCAAUCCUUAUCUCAGCAAGGAUUAGAAGGAUGAAAAUCUUGCAGGGCUUGUACAUUAUUAAGUUGGAAUGAGAAUGUUGAUGCCUUAGUUGUAUCCCACAACAAGUAGAUUACAAAUUCCAUACUAAUGCAGAAGUUUAGUACCAAGUCGUUUUCUGUUAUUCCUA
This is a messenger RNA of Vitis riparia (riverbank grape), 2681 nucleotides long. RefSeq names its product cation/calcium exchanger 4-like. The record is from RefSeq and is a predicted model, not a curated record. Gene Ontology annotation, cellular component: membrane. The coding region runs from base 447 to 2447 and encodes 666 amino acids. Gene Ontology annotation, molecular function: monoatomic cation transmembrane transporter activity. Lineage: Eukaryota; Viridiplantae; Streptophyta; Magnoliopsida; Vitales; Vitaceae. The transcript has a single exon. Gene Ontology annotation, biological process: monoatomic cation transport; transmembrane transport.